Messenger RNA from Dictyostelium purpureum, 651 nucleotides. RefSeq lists its product as uncharacterized. The transcript has a single exon. NCBI's taxonomy places the organism in Eukaryota, Evosea, Eumycetozoa, Dictyosteliales, Dictyosteliaceae. The record is from RefSeq and is a predicted model, not a curated record. The coding region runs from base 1 to 651 and encodes 216 amino acids.
AUGUUCAGUAUAAGAAGACCAAGCGAAUCAGAUAUCAAGCAGUAUAUUAGCGAUAGGAGAGAGGAGCAAUUUCAGUAUAGCAACCUUUAUGGUACACAGGAUUACGCAGAAAAACACGAAUAUGAAUUAGAUCCAAAAUACAGCCAGUUCGAUGUCGAUCAAGUUAAAGUGAAGCUAGGAACAGGUCAAGAGUGUUUUCAAAAGGCAGUAGAGGCAUUAAAGAAAUGGAAGCAAUUCGAUUUGGGAUGGGUACAUUUAUAUUUUAACAAUACACCAAUAGCAGUAGGAGAAACUGUUGGAGUUCUUUCAAGACAAUUUGGUUUUUGGAUUUUAUCAUUCUGUAGAAUUAAUUUUGUGUAUGAUGGUUCACAAGAAGAUGGUUCAGUAAAAUACGGUUUUUCAUAUGGCACUUUAAAGGAUCACGUUGAAAGAGGUGAAGAAAGAUUUGUAAUUGAAUGGGUACGUGAUCCAGAUUCAUCUUUAGAUAAAGGUGAUGUCUAUUUCGAAAUGUUAUCUUUUUCAGAACCAAACUAUUGGUUAUCUCAAUUAGGUUACCCAGUUACAAGAUAUUUCCAAAGUCGUUUUUCAAUUGAUGCAUGCAAUUCAAUGUUAAGAAGUGUUGGUGCACCAGGUGUAGUAAAAAAUAUAUAG